AUGAUGAUGUCCUUGUUUGAUGGAACUUCUGGUAUACUACAAAAAUACACAAGCAGUAUCUCCAAAUAAGUCUCUAGUAAUUUAAUGAAACGAAACACUAUCAUAAUUAUCAAUAGAUAAAGAUAAAACACUAAAAUAGAAACAUAUGAAGCAAAAUUGAAUUCAAUAAACUAAAAGGUUUAGAUUGCUCAUAGUAGGCUACAAUCAUUACAGAAGAAAUUGAAUAAAAUAGAACAAACGUUAAGAAAUCUUUAAAUAAUCAAGAAUCUAAAAUAAAAUAAAAUUUAUUAUUAGACUAAUUCUAAAACCUUUUAUUAAGACCCUUUAAAGUCCAAGAAAAUAGUGUAUAAUAGACUACUAAAAGAGGCAUUUGAGACACGAUUGAUGAAAUUAUUGGAUGAAUAAUCUUACAAAAUAAGAUUAGAAUUGAACAAAAGUAUAGACAUGAGACUGAAGAGCAAUACAAAAAUAAUAGAAUUCAGAAUUUAAGUGAAGAUUAAGAGAAGAGAGAGGUAUGAUAAACUAUAAUUAAUAGAGAAAUGUUAUAUCAAGAGUUUGUAGGUAGAAUGGGAGAAUAAUUAUUUUUAGUGCAGGAAACAUUGAAUUAAGAAAAGCAUUAAAGAUCAGAAUCUCAGAACCAAAUGGGGACUAUGACUUAGGAGAUAAACAAUAUUUUAAAAUUGUAAUUGGCAUAAGAAUAGAUACAACGAGAUGAGACUGAAAGAAAAAUGAUCAGAUUAUUAAACGAGACAUGCAACCGGGUGGAAAAAUUCCCUGAGAAGGUGAUGAUAGUGUUUAUUUGA
This is a messenger RNA of Paramecium octaurelia, 803 nucleotides long. NCBI's taxonomy places the organism in Eukaryota, Ciliophora, Oligohymenophorea, Peniculida, Parameciidae. The record is from the annotation of a GenBank genome assembly.